AUGGCCAUCCAUGUGGAAGGGUUGGUGGCAAUCGUUUUAUUCUAUUUGGUCAUUCUCCUGGUUGGAAUUUGGGCUGCAUGGAAGAACAAAAACUCUGGGGUCGAGGAGGGAACCGACCGGAGUGAAACCAUUAUGGUCGGGGGCAGGGAUAUUGGACUAUUUGUGGGUGGAUUUACUAUGACAGCAACUUGGGUGGGAGGGGGCUACAUCAACGGUACAGCCGAGAACGUUUAUCUGCCCGGCUACGGACUGGCUUGGGCACAGGCUCCUUUUGGUUACGCUCUAAGCCUGGUAGUGGGUGGCCUUUUUUUCGCCAAACCAAUGCGUUCUCGAGGUUACGUCACUAUGCUCGACCCCUUUCAGCAGUUGUAUGGUAAAAGGAUGGGCGGACUGCUAUUCAUUCCUGCGCUAAUGGGAGAGAUUUUCUGGUCAGCCGCCAUCUUAUCUGCCCUUGGAGCCACACUGAGUGUGAUCGUUGAUAUCAACAUUAACAUGUCUGUGGUGAUCUCGGCCCUUAUUGCCAUAUUCUACACCCUGGUGGGGGGGCUGUAUUCUGUGGCCUAUACCGACGUCGUCCAGCUCUUCUGUAUCUUCAUGGGCCUGUGGCUGAGUGUCCCGUUUGCCCUGUCUAACCCGGCCGUGGCUAACAUUGAAGUGACGGCCACGGAGAAGCUCUACCAGACGCCCUGGCUGGGGAAGAUAGAGAGCUCUGACACGUGGAUGUGGGCAGACAAUUUCUGUCUUCUGAUGUUGGGGGGUGUUCCCUGGCAAGUCUAUUUCCAGCGGGUUCUUUCUGCCUCUUCAGCCACCUAUGCUCAAGUCCUCUCCUUCCUUGCUGCUUUCGGUUGCCUAAUCAUGGCUGUCCCCUCUGUCCUGAUUGGAGCAAUAGGGGCCUCCACAGACUGGAACCAGACAAGCUAUGGUUCUCUUCCACCCAUGGAGAAGGAUGAGUCCGACAUGAUCCUACCAAUCGUUCUUCAGCACCUAUGCCCACCUUAUAUUUCCUUUUUUGGAUUGGGGGCGGUCUCUGCAGCAGUGAUGUCAUCAGCAGACUCAUCCAUCCUUUCAGCUAGUUCCAUGUUUGCCAGGAACAUCUACCAGCUGGCAUUUCGCCAGUCGGCGUCAGACCGAGAGAUCGUUUGGGUGAUGCGUAUAACCAUCUUCGUGUUUGGGGCUUUGGCGACGGCAAUGGCCCUGUUGACCGGUACGGUCUACGGGCUAUGGUACCUGAGUUCCGACCUGGUCUAUGUCAUCAUUUUCCCUCAGCUCCUCAGCGUUCUCUUCGUCAGAGGCACCAACACCUACGGCUCUGUCGCCGGCUACGUUUUCGGCCUGCUUUUACGUGUGGGCGGCGGGGAGCCUUACCUCAAACUUCCCCCCUUCAUUUAUUACCCAGGCUGGAUCACAGAGGAGAGAGUCCACCAUUUAACCAAGGAGGUGGAGUACGUGGUUGUCCAAAAGUUCCCUUUUAAGACGGUCUCCAUGCUGGCCUCCUUCCUGGCCAACGUGGCGUUCUCCUACUUGGCGAAGUACCUUUUCGAGAGCGGCAUGCUGUCGGCCAAGUACGACUUUUUGGAUGCCGUGGUGGCUAAACACAGCGCAGAGAUCAUGGAUCGGACCACGCUGGUCAACAAGAACACCAUCGGCCUGUCCGAGAUGGCCCCCGUAAAGCCACGGCUGAGCGUCACCCUAGCCGCCACCUUCUCGAGGCGGGAGACACUGACCGAGGAGGAUGACUCGAGCCCCGAGUCUCCCGUUCACGAAAACGAGUGA
Messenger RNA from Chanos chanos (milkfish), 1773 nucleotides. It is a transcript of the gene slc5a7a, whose product is annotated as solute carrier family 5 member 7a. Gene Ontology annotation, cellular component: axon; plasma membrane; synapse. Gene Ontology annotation, molecular function: choline:sodium symporter activity. The transcript has 8 exons. Gene Ontology annotation, biological process: neuromuscular synaptic transmission; transmembrane transport; choline transport. NCBI's taxonomy places the organism in Eukaryota, Metazoa, Chordata, Actinopteri, Gonorynchiformes, Chanidae. Bases 1 to 1773 code for a protein of 590 amino acids. The record is from RefSeq and is a predicted model, not a curated record.